AUGGCUGCCGCAAACUCCAACAACUCGAAUUCGCAGCUCUCCGAGCGCCAGCGAUGGCACGAUGACUCGAGGCCCGCCUGGCCUUUAUUUCAUGCUCAGUGGUCUGCAGGGCAGAUCAUACUCACGAUGCUGCUGGGCCUAGUCAUCUAUGAUCAAGCCAUGUACAUCUGGAAGAAAGGCUCCAUCGCAGGACCGCGGUUUAAAAUCCCGCUCAUGGGUCCCUUUUUCCAGGCGCUCUACCCGAAAUUCGAGGGCUAUCUCGAGCAGUGGGCGAGCGGCCCCCUCAGCUGCGUCUCGGUCUUCCACAAAUUCGUCGUCCUUGCUUCAGACCGAGAUAUCGCACACAAAGUGUUCAAGACACCCUCGCACGCCGAGCCGUGCAUCGUCCCCGUCGCCAAAGACAUCAUCGGCCACAGCGCCUGGGUCUUCCUGCAGGGCAAAGCGCACGCCGAGUACCGCAGAGGUCUCACGCCGCUCUUCACCAACAAGGCCAUCGCCACCUAUAUCCCUGUGCAGGAAAAGGUCCUCUCUGACUACUUUGACCGCUUUGUCGCCUCCAGCACGGAGAAGAACGGAGAGGCCCACGAGUUCAUGACCUUCUUUCGGGAGAUCAACUGCGCACUCUCAUGCCGCACCUUUUUUGGUGAGUACAUCCCUCAAGAGGCGAUCAAGGAGAUCGCCAACAACCUGUAUCUUGCCACGGCGGCCAUGGAGCUCGUCAAUGUUCCGCUCUCGUUGUACAUGCCCUUUUCCAAGGUCUGGACCGGCAAGCGUGCUGCAGACGCUGUCCAUGCCCAUUUUGCCAGGGGCGCUGCGAUGUGCAAGGCCAACAUGGCGACCGGCGCCAAGCCAACAUGCAUUGUCGACCAUUGGGUGCUGCACAUGAUGGCCUCGAGCAAGUAUCGAGAGAAGCUCGCGGCUGGCGACGCAGACGCUGAGAAGCCAUCGAAUCUCAUACGCGAGUUCACAAACGAGGAGAUUGGCCAGACCCUGUUCACGUUCCUGUUCGCCUCCCAGGAUGCAUCCAGCAGCGCCACGACGUGGACUUUUCAGAUCCUGGCGCAGAGACCAGACGUCCUCAACCGCAUCCGCCAGGAGAACCUCGCAGCACGAAAUGGCGACAAGAGUGUGCCUGCCAACCUGCCCAUGCUCGAGUCCCUGACAUACACCAACGCCGUCGUCAAAGAGCUCCUUCGCUACCGCCCGCCUGUGAUUUUCGUCCCCUAUCUGGCGACCAAGAAUUUCCCCGUUACGCCCGAGUACACCGUCCCAAAGGGCGCCAUGAUCGUGCCGUCCUGCUACCCUUCACUCCACAAUCCAGAGGUAUAUCCGCGCCCGGACGUUUUCGACCCUGACCGCUGGAUCACGGGCGACGCUUCCUCCCAGACGAAGAACUGGCUUGUCUUUGGGGCCGGGCCGCAUGAUUGCCUCGCGCGCCGAUACGUGCCGCUGUCCAUGGUGCUGAUGAUAGGCAAGGCGUCGCUGGAUAUUGACUGGGAGCACCAUGCCACCGAGAAAUCCGAAGAGAUUCGAGUCUUUGCGACGCUCUUUCCCAUGGCCGGCCUCGGCCCCAAUCUCGAUAAGGCAGGCGUCAGUCAGUCAGUCAACCGCACGCUUCGUCACGAAGCAGCAUCGGGCGCAAUGCCCACCAACGAUGGGGAGCCGAGCUCUCCCGCCGACGACCGCCUCUCCAUCCGCAGCGACCCCUUCACCGAGUCCGUCUCGGACAGCGAUGCGUCGUCUUAUGCCAUCCGCCGGCGUGAGCGCCGCAAAAAGUACGCCAUCCGCAUGGUGGCCUUCAUCGUGGCAAACGCCUUUGCGCUCUGCGCCGGGUCCAACAUGGUCUUCUCCAUGUACGCGCCGCUCUUCCAGUCGAGAUUGCACUAUACGCAGCUGCAGGUCAACGGUGCGGCGAUUGCCAGCUCCAUCGCGCUGUACCUCCCCAUCUCCGUCCUCGGCUUCCUCUGCGAUCGAUACGGUGCGCCGCCGCUGGCGCUGGUGUCGGGCGUGCUUUUUGGGCUAGGCUACGGCAUCGCGGCCAUCAUCUAUCAAAAGCUGGACGAGGAGUACCGCACAGUCGGUAAAGCUCAUGCCAGCGCGGACAAGACCUACCCGCUCAUGGUCUUGGCGUUUGUCUGCAUCGGUGCGGGGACCUGCUCGGGCUACAUGGCAAGCGUCUCGACCGUUGCCAAGAACUUUGGCAAGGGCAAGUACCGCGGUCUGGCACUGGCGACCCCGAUCACCUGCUUUGGGUUGAGUGGCAUGUGGUUGAGCCAGGCAGGCACCAAGGUCUUUUAUGAGGAGCGGCCGGACGGGACCAGGGGCGACGUUGACGUGUACCGCUUCUUUGUGUUCCUGGCGUUGUUGCUAUUCGGCAUGGGGGUCAUUGGCACAUUCACGCUCCACGUGGUCGACGAGGAGGAUUUGAUUGACGAGGCCAUUGAGGAGCUGGAGCACAGUGGACUGUUGGAUGGAGGGUCGCUGCUCAGCCGGUCCGAGAGGCACAACUACGGUGCUGCUGGCCCUGCGACGCCGGCCGGCGAGAACGACAGUCCCUUUGACGAGGCCGGGAACGACGACGACGACAACAACAACAAUGCCAGAUGGAAGAAGAACUGGGUCUUGAAUGCCGAGACGAGGCAAUUCCUGAGCGAUCACACCAUGUGGCCGUUUGCCCUGGCCUUCUUGCUAAUGAUUGGACCGGGCGAGGCCUUUAUCAACAAUCUAGGCACGGUUCUGGGCACCCUGAUGCCUCCGGUCGCAUCGAGGUUGGAUCAUACCGCGGCCGCCACUCAUGUCUCCAUCUUCGGCAUCACCAGCACAAUCGCCCGUCUGCUCAUCGGCACAUUGACCGACCUCCUCGCGCCGUCUCCCAAGACCCAGCAUGUGCAGAUGGGCCCGGGUCGGCCGUCGUCGCCGCUGGGGCGGAUCACCAUCUCGCGCGUAGUGUUCAUGCUCUUCUUUGCUGUGCUCAUGUCGAUCGGCCUCCUGUUCCUCGCCUCGGGCGCCGCGCAGAACCACGCGGAACGUUUCUGGGUCGUCUCAGGCCUGGUCGGUGCCGGCUACGGUGCCAUCUUCAGUCUGACGCCUCUCAUCGUGACCAUUAUCUGGGGCGUCGAGAACUUUGCGACCAACUUUGGCAUCAUUGCGACGGUCCCCGCCAUCGGCUCCGUCGUGUGGGGCUCCAUCUUCUCAAGUGUGUACCAGGCCGGUGCGGAUGCCAUGCAAGUCGGGCCGGGUCAAGAGGACGACGACGUCUUCUGCUACGGCAAGCAAUGCUACAGCCCGACGUUCUGGGCCGAGGGCAUCACGGUGCUCGUCGCGUGCGGGCUGUUGUGGUGGGCCUGGAAAGGCAAAGGCGGCUGGCAGCAGCGCGGCAUUGUCAUUUGA
Emericellopsis cladophorae is the source of this 3390-nucleotide messenger RNA. RefSeq lists its product as uncharacterized. Lineage: Eukaryota; Fungi; Ascomycota; Sordariomycetes; Hypocreales; Bionectriaceae. The coding region runs from base 1 to 3390 and encodes 1129 amino acids. The record is from RefSeq and is a predicted model, not a curated record. Gene Ontology annotation, biological process: transmembrane transport; sterol metabolic process. Gene Ontology annotation, molecular function: transmembrane transporter activity; heme binding; oxidoreductase activity, acting on paired donors, with incorporation or reduction of molecular oxygen. The transcript has 5 exons.